Paramecium octaurelia is the source of this 881-nucleotide messenger RNA. Lineage: Eukaryota; Ciliophora; Oligohymenophorea; Peniculida; Parameciidae. The record is from the annotation of a GenBank genome assembly.
AUGCUUUUGAUAGCUUAAUAGAUUGAAGUAUUAGGGAAAACACAAUAAUUUGAUUAAUUAUAUUUGAUAAUUUAUUUCUAACAAUGUCUUAAAAUAAAAGUAAGUUCAAUCACUUAGAUAGUUAUCUUACUUGGCGACUGUGGAGUAGGCAAAACAACAAUUCUGCACAAGUAAGUUUACUGAAUGACUCAAGCUUCCUAGAUAUGAGUUCACAACCUGAAACCACAAUUGGAGUUUAGCAUCAUUCCUUUUCUAGAAAUAAUAUCAAAUUUUCAAUUUGGGACACGGCUGGAUAAGAAAAAUAUAGAUCAGUUGUCUCAAGGUUUUAUGCUUUAUUAUAUGAAAAUGUAGUCAUUAUAAGAGAGCGAAGGCUGCUUUAUUAAUUUACGAUAGCUCAAAGGAGGAAACACUAUUGCAUAUUGACAAAUGGAUUGAGGAAUUAAUAUUUUAGGUUGGAACUAAGAUAAUAAUGAUUUUGAUAGGAGUAUUUGAGUGAUUUUAUCUAGAAUAAGACAGACUUGCAAAAAGUUGAUUUGAAUGAAUCAGUUUAAAAUUUGUAGGAUAAAUAUGAAAUAUCCUAUUUUAUAACAACGAAUCAUAAGGAUCCUGAAUUCAAAGACAAAAUGAAUUAGGUGUUCGAUCAAAUUGCCAUAAGUACUUUUUAAUACAAUAUUUAAGAUUUGGGAUUGCUUGCUCCUAAUCAACAGUAUUCAUCAACUAAAUAAAUCUUUUCACAAAGGUAGGAGCCCACUCCGUUUAAAUCUUCCACGCUUUUUAACAACUACGCAUCGGGCGAUCAAGAAAUAAUAUAAAUUCAUAAGGAGCAGCCUUAGGAUGUCUCUGGAGGGGUUCAAAAUGAUAGACAAUCCUGUGAGUGUUGA